CAUCACGUGACUGCAAGACGACCGACAUGAUGCACCGUUGCACCACGAGUAUGGACUGUUUACAAGUUCAGGGCAGGGUUUUUGGGAUGAUCCAACAAUCUAAGAAUUUUCAAAAAUAUCUUGAGAAAUAGGAAACAGUGCAAUGGGGAGCUAUGUCAUAUUUAAUUUUACGUAAGCAAUAAAUGCCUAGCUAAAAUGGUUAUACAGCCACGCUGUUGCUCGUAGUGUCUGUGGAAUUUCAUGACAUCGCAUAGUAAAAUGGAUGUUAUUUCUAUAAGCUCUGGGAGUGAGGAUGAUUCCGAUAUUGAGAUUGUCAGCGUUUACAAUGACACCAAACUCGAACCAAAGGAAUUCGUCAGGGAAUGGGCAAGCUUUCCAUCGCCUUACAUUGACCUUACCGAUUCUUGCUGGGAGCCACAAAAGAGGCGGAACCGAAGGAGGGGAAAUGACUCCCUAUUGGUUGCAGUGGCCGUGAGUGAUAACAGCCUAUCAGAAGGAGAGGUGGAACCACUGACCUCGGCAGUGGAACUUGCAACGCCGGAGGUCGAGCGAAAGACACUGUGUCACUCUCCGACCAAGUCCCCCGGAAAGCGGGAAAGGACUCCUGACUUUCUGGACAACCUCAUUUUGGAAAAUUGGGAAUGUUCUCAUCGUCACCCUUUACCGGAACCGAAGGAAGAGCGUCGGGACGGCAAGUCGUGGAGUUUCCCCUGGGAGUCUGACCGCCGCUCUCCCGCCGAGAGUCCGUCAGAGGAAGAGGGAAUUCCCGGAUCUCCACUCUCUGGCAUUCCGGAACCUGCGCGGAUUCCCCGGACUACCAAAACCGAGCAGGAGACUCCGGGAUCUCCGCGACCCGUGACUGUCGCCCCCGGCGUUUCGGACGGAAUACCAGCUCUGACUGCGGCAGGAUCGCGGCUGGAAUGCGAAACCGAUAACGCAGUCCGGGACGCGGGGGCGAAGGCGAGCCCUCUGCCCACAGGAGGAAGUGUGGGCGAGUCGGAGGGAGAGGAGGACAAGGAGCCGGGAGACCAGGGGAACGACUUCCCAGACUACCCCGAGGCCGCCUCUCCCCUGAGCCCCUUCAGCCCGUACUACUGCCCCAGUGAGAUCGACUCCCGGCUGUACUCCGACGGCUCCAGCAUGCACUGCUCGCGGGACGGCGAGGACCUGGACAGCCCGCCCCCGACCCCGACCACCCCGCCGCAGGGCCCAAUCAGGGACCUGCUCCUGGAGGACCUGGCCUACGCAGCCUCGCCUCCCCACCGGCCGCCUGACGCGGACUUCUUGAGUGACAGGGAGCUCCAGGACCCGCCCCCACCCACACCCUCACCCGGACCACCCCCUUUCUCUCCGGGGUUCGAUCAGUCCCCCCCCCGGCUCUCCCCCGCUCUCCGGCCCAGCGUGAGGUCCGUGUCCCCCACCUCUACAGAGAUACUCGCCAGCGACUCGCCUGAUUGGCUGGGGGACGAUGCUGAGCCGACCGGUCGCAGCCCUGCCAGCCUCCUCAGCAGCGGGGAGAUGGGCAGCGAUCCCCGUUGGUCCAGCCCUGGAGCCGAGAGCCCUGCACACAGCUCGGGGCCUGGGGACAGCGAGGGGGAGGAGCUAUCAGAAACGGAGGCGGGGUCUGGCUCCAGGGAGGCCAGUCGGAAAGACAGACAGUAUGUGUCGCGAACCCAGUUAAACAGGCUGAAGCGUUUAAUGGGGAGGCCUCUACAAGAGUCGGUAUGGAGAACUGCGCAAUACACACACACACGCACACACACACACAUGCUCAUAUACAUUCCCAAACCUUGUACACAUACUAAUAUACUCACUAAUAUAUUACACAUAAGCAUUAGACACUCCUUUUUCCACACACUCUCAAACCAUACAUACUCACGUGUACAUGCACAGUUUUCACACCCGCAAUCAUGUUUAGAUUUGCAUAGAUCACAUCCUGGCCCGGUUUAUCCGUCACCCUGCUACAGCUAGCCUCUUUGUCCCUCU
Anguilla anguilla (European eel) is the source of this 1986-nucleotide messenger RNA. Its product is annotated as formin-like protein 5. The transcript is spliced from 2 exons. The record is from RefSeq and is a predicted model, not a curated record. NCBI's taxonomy places the organism in Eukaryota, Metazoa, Chordata, Actinopteri, Anguilliformes, Anguillidae. The coding region runs from base 241 to 1971 and encodes 576 amino acids.